AUGUUGCCUCCGCUGCUCUAUGCACUGGUAUGUGUAGCUUCCAAAAAACACAACAGCUCAAGUAGAGACAUGGAAUCCGAAGUUGGACGUUACUUGAUGUUUUUGUUGAAUUGAAAAAAAGAAAAUUUCAGCAUUCACCGCAAAGGGAAGGCCAACCGAUACCUCAAGUCCAGGCUAGAAGCAAUAGAACACAAAGGCCACGGCGGUCGUUUCUCCGUUUCAUGUCCGAUGUUUUUCUACGCGAGGUGAACGCUUAAAAUUGAAACAGGAGAAAUUAUUGCGAACUUUUAGAACGCCUUCAAAGUUUAUCUACUUCUUGCUUGGGGCAUUGGUCUUUCCGGAGUUAUUAUCGCUCAACAGAAACAUUGUAAGUCAGGCUUCUUAGACAGAUCCAAUGAAUUCGUGAAAAACAUCAAAGUCGUGUGCUUUCUAGUUGUGCUUUCUAUGCUGAUGCUGAUUUACCUAAUUUCGCAAAUCCCUGGAUUACUAGCUCUUGUUUCCCGAUACCCGCGAUACUUCAUCCCGUACAUUGCAGCAACAGUGAGAUUAUCCAACCGAAAUGGUCGUGAAUGAUAGUUUCAGUUGGUUUCGAUGGCGGUCGCGCUUGUUGGUAUACUACAUUUUGCGUUUCGCGAGUACUCGCCCAACUAUCUAACAUAUACAAACAAAAAAAGUAAGUUCCAUAAAAGCACUGUCACGAAAUCCUCAGUUAUCCUCCGUCAUCUGAACGGCGUCUUCUUCUCAAAUAACUCACUUUCCGUGCUGCUUUGUUGGGUAAUUUUGCUGUAUCUGACCGUUUGCAUGUGUGCCUGUCUCAAUCUCUGGCAGAUAUUCCUCGAAGAAGAGGUAGGAAUAAUGAUGUAUUAAUAUAUAAAACUGAAUGAAAUAUCAGUUUCGCGCUCGACGGUACCGGCAAGUCGAAGCUUUUCUCAGAACGCGUCUUGUUUCCUUCGAAGAUCUACCAGUUGAGGUUCAGUUUGAGCCUGACAGCCCGCCUCACUAUUCAGUGAGUUUUCCGUAUUGCGAAAAGUCGAAAGUUUGGACUUUUUCAAAUAGUAACUUAUGAGGGAGAGUGAGAAGUUCAGAAGCUUCAUAUAUCGAGGAUUUUCAGCCGGGUUUAGAAAAUAAUAAACUUUUUAGUCAAAUGAACUCUAUUGUCAGACCUCUUUUGUGUUAAACUUUGGGAAUUUUUUCUUUGAGUCUUUUUUGAACGUACGCAUUUAAAUUUUUAAAUUUUAACAGCAUUCUCAUAGAACGAAAUAAGACUUGCUCUCAAAAGCGAAAUUGCUCCAAAACAAAUAUUAAUACAGUUACGGAACAAAUUUGAACUCUUUUUUUUGCGAAAUUUUCCGUUUCUACGAAGAAAACGCCAAAAUUUUUAACUUUUAGUUCCAAAAGCUUUCUGUAAUUGAUUACCGCUUGCCUUUUUUCCCGAUGACAUUUAUUCUCAACAAGUCUAUUUUCUUGUGAUUUUUUCGAAUCCAAAAAAGUGUUUGAAGGCGAUCGACCUGGAAGGACAGCCGACGGCGCCCGAGUUCUCGCCUCCGAGGUACUCUCAGUGGGUGAAGAUGAACUCACGACGCAACGACGUCGACUCGUCCAACGGCCCCAUCGUCUUCUCUCUCGCAGAAAAACACGACUAA
Messenger RNA from Caenorhabditis auriculariae, 1643 nucleotides. Lineage: Eukaryota; Metazoa; Nematoda; Chromadorea; Rhabditida; Rhabditidae. The record is from the annotation of a GenBank genome assembly.